AUGGGGACGAUGGUGGUGGCCUUGAAGCACGUGGGAACGACGGCACUGCUCAGAGAGAUGUUGAAGAUGUCGAGUUUUCCUCACCUCAGCUGUAGUGAGUCACAGCACCUGGUCGUUCGGAGGAGGGGUGGACUUCCUCGCCGCCACGUCGUUCUGCCUGUCGAACCGAGCGUAGAAGUUGUUCAGCGCAUCUGGAAGGGAGCCGUCACCAUCACAGUUUUGUUGAGUUUGUUUGUUUCAGAGUCAGAGAGCCGUGUCUCUCUACAGUCAGAGGUUUUUGUACGGCGGCUCAAUGAGUUUGUAUCACUGUGGUACACGUUCGGUGGAGGAACCAGACUGGAUGUUAACUUGGGUCGAGUCCCCCCCUCCCUGACUGUGCUGGCGCCCUCUAGUGAGGAGCUGCAGCAGGGGAAGGCUACAGUCAUGUGUGUGGCCAACAAGGGCUUCCCCUCAGACUGGAGGCUGUCCUGGAAGGUGGAUGGAAGAAGCAGCAGUGGAGAGGAGAGCAGGAGCCCCGGGGCGCUGCAGAAUGACGGCCACUACAGCUGGAGCAGCACCCUGAGGCUCCCUGCAGACCAGUGGGAGAAGGUGGGCUCUGUGACCUGUGAGGCCACCCAGGGCUCCCACACUCCACUCUCACAGACUCUGAUGACAGACCAGUGUUCCCAGUCCUGAGCUGACUCACUGGGACUCUGAUACUGGCUUUAGUCUGCAGCUUCUCUCAGUCUGCUCCCUCUGUGUCUGUAUUGCUUUGAUAGUUUUCAUGUUUUCAUGCUUGUGGCACUGUUGAUGGUUUUAAUACUUCAAAUAAAAACUGAGGUCUUCAAAUA
Messenger RNA from Oreochromis aureus, 830 nucleotides. Its product is annotated as immunoglobulin kappa light chain-like. The record is from RefSeq and is a predicted model, not a curated record. The transcript is spliced from 4 exons. NCBI's taxonomy places the organism in Eukaryota, Metazoa, Chordata, Actinopteri, Cichliformes, Cichlidae. Bases 1 to 675 code for a protein of 224 amino acids.